AUGACGAUUGAGGUGGCAUCUGGAAGUUUCCUAUUUCGGGGAUUUAUGUAUGCAACCGAGUACAGGAUGUGCGUCAAGUCUUCGUGGGGUACUGAUGGUAAUGACAGCAGGAGCAGUGUUGUCAUCAUGCCGAGGUGGGAUAAAACCCGCGACUAUUACGCGGAUUUGGAGUUACCCUCCACCGCGUCUGUUGAAGAUGCUAAAAAGCAGUUCAGAAAGCUAGCUUUAAGAUGGCAUCCCGACCGCAACCCCGGAAGAGAGUCCGAGGUUAACUCGAAGUUCCAAACCAUACAGUCUGCUCACGAAAUUCUAAGCGAUCCGACUCAAAAACGAGAAUACGAUGAGGCUCGUAAAGCCUAUAACUCCCGCUACCCCAAAGCGUCCGGUGUUCGAGGAAACCCGUGGCAAGAUAUUGGCAAGCAAUAUCAGCCUCCCCCCACGCGAAAUACCACACAAAAAUCCUCGAGCAAAACCCACUCUGGCGCGCAUCGUUACGAAUCGUUUACGAAUAACAUGCCCCGCACACCUAAACCGAACCCGAGAGAUGAUCCUCAGGCACGAAGAGCAUACGCGGAUGCUUGGGAAAAUAUGAGAUCGAAUUCGAGUCGACGAGGUGGACCCUCGACGCCCGGCCGAGCACCGACAUCAGCUGCACGGGAUACCAAAGCAUCGGAUUCGGAAUCUGCAGCUCCACGAUCGGCUUACCAACAACAGAAAGCUCAAGCUGCAUUUGGUGCUAGAAGAAAUGGCUUCACUCCUCGUUCUCCAGGGAUGGCCGACGAACCCCCCGUCACGGGGAAGAACUAUUUUACGACUCGAUCACAUUCAAAUAUAUUCAGUGAUGCGGAGGACAACAAAAGGCCAUCUAAUGAGAGUGCUUCUACUUCUAUUCCAGUAGACCCCCUCUCUCAAUUCAGGGAGAAAGUUUGGGAUAAACGCCAAAGCACACCUUACCACACACCUGGUGGUGAGAAAACAAGUCUGUUUAAUGAUGGUCCAGGUAUCGGCCGUAGCGCAAGUACACGAUCGCCCCUCCGACCCGAAAUGCCCGGAACCUUCCCACAAACACGACCGCGAAGCUCUACCUCGAAGAGCUCCGAUAACGACGGAGGGUCCGAAGAUUCUACCAACUAUGGUAGAGGUGCUGGUGGGGCAAGUACUCGCCAGACUACGAACGGUGCGAACACAUCCCACCCUCGACCUAGCGACCGAUACAAACCAAGCGCCGAACCGAAGACUGUUCCACAACCUCGACCCGAGACCAACAGGAACACACCGACUACGUCCACAAACGCUAGCAAAUCAGGUGGAAAUCCGGCCCAGACGACGAACGGCCCUUCAGUGUAUGGUACACCCUCUACCCACAAACCCUCCAACAUACCUACACAAAAGCAACACCAUAAUACUAGUGCAAAUGGCUUUAAAGAUACCAAAGCUGGUCAACCCGAUUGCAAGAAUCCACCCGUCUUCCAAUCAAACGGUCAAACUGAUUCCCAGUCCCACACAACCACUCAAAAGCCUUCGAGUGAAGACGUCCAACGUGAGGGCCCUCGCCUCUUUCCCCUUGAAGAGCAGCAGAUGGAUGAGAUAUUUCAGCUCCUUGGUAUUUAUCCGGAGCGCCGUCAAAAGAACAAUACCGAUUCCUCUAAGACAAGAGGUCACCACCAUGCAACUCCCACUUCAACAAAGAAAUUCGAAACGGGUACUAAUUAUAGUUGGUGUAAUAGCUUCAGUUUCUCGGCCGGAAACGAUACACCCAGUCGAAACGCUAGCGCAGAGGGACUCGCAAGGAACAGUACGGAUAGUAUUAACACUAGGUUUGUUGAAGACGAAGCUCCUGAGCAAUGGACAUUCUGCGCAGGUCCUGGUUGGACGAAGGAGCCUCAAACUCCCACAAAGGGACGUCCACAAUCUCGUAGCCGAAGCCGUCGACAGGUCCCGAAACCUAGACCGACGGAAACAGAUCACAUGCCGUCAAUGCAGGAGGAUACGGGAAAUGCUUCUGGGCAAGGAUUCUUUGCUGGUGUCUGGAACGAUAAGAUCGGAUCUCAACACUUCGAACCGCAACCCUCACGAAGCACCUCCAACUCCCCGACCCGUCGUACGAACCCUAAGAAGGCCAAGCCUGUUAAGAUGACGGCGGGCACAGCUGGCUUGGUGGACGAAGAAAGUGAGGGAUUUUCAGAGGUGCCUCCUGCUCCCUCCGGCUGGGCUCAGCCAAGCGUAGACGACGACACAACAGCCAUGGACAUUGAUUCGCCUCCGCAGGAGAAAGUUGACGAAACUCCCAAGGCGUCUCAGACGAACGGUGCUCGUGGAGUCCCAGUCGAGCCUCACCGAGCAGAAUGGAGAGCGGGAGAUGUGAAUGGCGUGCGCACAAAGUCCGCCAGUCCGAUGCGGGAAGAGAAUCCUACCAAGGGACAAGCCGCUCCACAGUCAUCGUCUGUCCCGAAGCCGAAUUCCUUCCCGACCCAACAUGGUGGAUCGGAAGAUACUGACGAUCUGCGCACUAGCUUUUUGGAUUUCAAAGGAGUAGAGCCAUUUUUAAAUCCGACUCCAACGGGCCUCAAAGACUUCAACGAUUUGAAGUCGACAUUACCUUUUGAAAGCAAGCCAUCGGAGCAAAUCCCGUUGGAAAGGGAACAAGCUCCUAAGUUCACCCCCCUUCAGUUCCCUUCUCCACCGGUUGCCCCGCGUCUCCCCCCCACUGUGGUUGCGGCUGGAGUUCGACCGAAUCAAAUCCAGUUCCGCAAAUAUGCUCAGGACUUCUACCAGUACAUGGAUAAAUGGGAAACUUUCAACAACAGAAUCCUAGAGCAUUUUGCCAAUCGACAGGAGAAUUUUAAGGCUCGCCGUCAGCAACGAGGAGCAGCAUGGCUUGACACAUCUGUAGGAGGUGACGAUCCUGUCCUGGACUAUCUUAGAGAGUUGGAGCAAGACCAGAUUGUCCAAAAGCAGUGGGCCAGUGCCUACGCAGAACACCAGGCGAAGAUUGGCGAAUUUGUCAAGUUCAAAGAUCAAGUCAAAUAG
Hypoxylon trugodes is the source of this 3030-nucleotide messenger RNA. RefSeq lists its product as uncharacterized. The transcript is spliced from 4 exons. Lineage: Eukaryota; Fungi; Ascomycota; Sordariomycetes; Xylariales; Hypoxylaceae. The coding region runs from base 1 to 3030 and encodes 1009 amino acids. Gene Ontology annotation, cellular component: cytoplasm. The record is from RefSeq and is a predicted model, not a curated record.